GAAGAGUAUGACCGACGAUACGAGUCUGCAGAUCCAUCUUUUCUUUCAGACUUUCGGCGAUUCAAACACCCAUCGCGUGUGUGGAGACUAGAGACUAGAGAGAGAAUCAAAUGAGGCCUCAAAUAGUAUUAUUUGGGGAUUCAAUAACAGACCAAUCCUUCAGAUAUGGUGGAUGGGGUGCUUCUCUAACCGAUGCUUACUCUCGCAAGGCUGAUAUAGUGGUCCGAGGGUAUGGCGGAUACAACACUAGAUGGGCUUUGUUCUUGUUGAACCACAUUUUCCCUCUGUGUUUUGUGCAGGAUUCUACCACCCCUCCUAUUGCUACUACAGUCUUUUUUGGUGCUAAUGAUGCUGCACUUUCAGGGAGGACAAGCGAACGCCAACAUGUCCCCCUAGAAGAAUACAAAGAAAAUUUGAGAAAAAUUGUUCAUCAUUUAAAGGAAUGCUCCCCCACAAUGCUAAUAGUGCUUAUAACUCCCCCACCAGUUGACGAAGAAGGGCGUCUAGAAUAUGCAAAAUCUUUAUAUGGUGAAAAAGCAAUGAAAAUUCCUGAAAGGACAAAUGAAGUCACAAGAACUUAUGUAAAUGGUUGUGUUGAGGUGGCUAAGGAACUCGGUGUUGCUUCAGUCAACAUAUGGUCCAAGAUGCAAGAAACACAGGGAUGGCAGAAAAAGUUUCUUAGUGAUGGACUGCAUCUAACAGGAGAUGGGAAUAGGGUUGUUUACGAAGAAGUUAUAAAAGUAUUGAAUGGAGCUUGGCUUUCUGCCUCUGAAAUGCCUCUUGAUUUCCCCCAUCACUCACAGAUUGAUCCUCACAACCCUGAAAAGGCUUUCCAGCAAAGAUGCUUGUAAUAAUAGUAUAGUACUAACAUCAAUCUUUUUCUUUUUAUAUUAUAUUUUCUUCACAAUUUGUACUUGUUUUGAGGAAUCCAUGAAUUAGAGGAGUAUGUGGGUGUUUAAA
This is a messenger RNA of Lactuca sativa (garden lettuce), 960 nucleotides long. RefSeq names its product SGNH hydrolase-type esterase superfamily protein. NCBI's taxonomy places the organism in Eukaryota, Viridiplantae, Streptophyta, Magnoliopsida, Asterales, Asteraceae. Gene Ontology annotation, molecular function: hydrolase activity, acting on ester bonds. The record is from RefSeq and is a predicted model, not a curated record.